GACCACAGACUAAGCCAUGACCCAAAGCAGCAUGUCUCGUGAGGAGGCCUACACUGCCCUGAUGAGGGGGGUCAAAGAGCUGGACCUCAACGGGCCAAACAUACCCAGCGACUUAGUACUGAUCGGCGACCAAGCCUUCCCACUGGCCAUGAACGCCUGUGGCCAGGUCCUGAUGGCUGCCUCAUUCUACGGCCGAGGCCGGGUGGUGGUGCUGGGUCACGAGGGUUACCUCACUGCCUUUCCUGCCCUGGUGGAGAAUGCGCUGACCUGGCUGACAGGCUCGUCCUGUGACAGCACUACCGUGGGCGUCCACCAGAGCUGUAAGGCCGUGGCCGACAAUCUGAGCUACUCCAGCCUCCAACCCAAGGUAGGGGGCUUCUGUGAGGGCCUGGGAGUGUAUGUGACGGAUGCGUACUGCGUGGGUCCAGAGGUGAAGGAGCUGGUAGAGUUCCUGAAGGCGGGAGGCGGGCUGCUGAUGGCUGGCCAGGCUUGUAGCUGGGCCGAGGGGCCCAAACAGAACAACCUGCUGGGUUUCCCUGGGAACAAGGUGUCCAGUGUGGCUGGCAUCUACUUCUCGGCCCAAGUUGGGGAGCAGGGUAUUCUCCCUGUGCCUCCACAGAUCCCUUCCAGCUUGCUGGCUGUGGCGAUGAGCAAGGACUUCAAGGAUGACCUGGAGUUCCUCCUGGAGGGCGUGACUGAGUUUGAUAUCCAGGGCGGGACUAUUUGCUCAGAGGUGCUGGUACACGGCCCUCUGGCAUUCCCCAUUGGCACCACACAGGAUGGCAGGGCCUUUUUGGCCGGGGCAUACUACGGCCAGGGCCGAGUCAUCGUGGUCACCCACGAGGGAUUCUUGGGCCGAGAGCAGCUGUCCCCCUUCAUGCUCAAUGCCGUGCGCUGGUUGGACGAGGGUCGUAACGGCUUGGUAGGCGUCCUGCCCCAGCUCGGCGCCGCCCACGCCCUGCUGAGCAAGUCUGGCCUGCGCUGUGAGAAGAGUGGCUUCAGGAAGGAGCUCAGUGUCUACGUCUGCACCUCCUACAGCGAUGCCCAGGCCGACGAAAUUCAGGACUUUGUGGCCGAGGGUGGGGGCCUACUGAUCGGGGGCCACGCCUGGUACUGGGCCCAGGCCAACCCGGGCCACAACACCAUGACAGGGUACGCAGGCAACCGCAUCCUCAACAAGAUGGGCCUCAGCCUGUUGGGGAACACUCUGGAUGCAGGCUGCUACAAGGCCCCAGUCCCGGGUCAGACCUGCUCUGAGGGCUUCCACUUCCGCCACCUGCUGCGCCGCUUUGCCGGUCACGUGACCCAGGGCGAGGCGCUGACAGAGCAUGAGGAGGCCGGUCUGAAGAAGCUUGGCGGUGACUGUGCCAAUUACCUGCACAUGCGGGCGCACGACUGUGCCUCGUACACCUCGGUGCUGGCCAUGCUCACUGACGUGCUGAAGGAGACGGGCAUCCCCCAGGUGUGCCACAGCUGUCCAGUGAUAAGCGCCAAGGACCACCUGCUGCUCAGUGUAGGCGCGGAGGUGUACAAGGUGUGCCAGGACCCAGAUGCCCUACUGCCUUACCUGAUCAAGGACCAGCCCAUGAUGCCUGCCUUGUCCAAUGCCAGGGUUAGGAUCAACUGUAAUACAGCAGGAGGAGAGGAGUGGCUCAGCACCGGUCUGUUCCUUUCCCCUGGGAUGAGGACGUACAUGGCCAUGCCACCACAAAUCGUCAACCAGGGCUGGAAGGUCCAGAUAGGCUGUCAGACUGACAACAUUGGGAAUUCGAGCGAGCUGAAGCGAGCGCCAGUGGUUCAUGAGCGCUUCCCCAUAGACUCAGAGAUGAUGCAGGUGUGCAACCUGUGGGGCGGUCUCAUCUAUCUCAUCGCCCCUCCUAAGACCCAGGUGGAGGGGGUGGAGGUCAUUAUUCAGGGGGCUGUGCCGGCCCCCUACUACAAGACUGGGGUGACCACACCUGCAGACUGGGCAGUACUGCGGACCGCCCCUUCCCCCUGGGCAGAGAUGGAGUUUGAGAACAUCAUCCUGACCGUCCACUCUGACGUGGUCCGAGGUGUGGAUCGGCCUGACCUGGUGGCAGCGCUCUGGGAUGACAUCAUGAGGGGAAUAGCUGACCUGGCUGCCGUCCCCGCAAAGUUCCCACGCAAGGAGCGCUUUGUGGCUGACGUCCAGAUUUCCCACGGCUUCAUGCAUGCAGGCUACCCUAUCAUGAUACAAUCCUCCUCCGCCCCAAACCUGGUGAACCCUGUAGCAGCCCGCAGCUCGGGCCUGUGGGGAGCCAUACACGAGCUGGGUCACAACCAGCAGAGAGGAGUCUGGGAGUUCCCCUCGCACACCACUGAGUGCACGUGUAACCUGUGGUCCGUGUACGUGCACGAGGAGGUGUUGGGUGUGAAACGGGAUCAGGCCCACCCCAACAUGGCGCUGGCCAACCGACAGAGCCGUGCCGAGGGGUACGCUAAAGGGGGCAGGAAUCUGGCCAGCUGGGACAUGUGGGUGGCACUGGAGACCUACAUGCAGCUCCAGGACCAGUUUGGCUGGGACGCCUUCAAGAAGGUGUUUGCUGCCUACCACACCAUGCAGAACGUGCCCAAAGACAACCAGGGAAAGAUGAACCUGUAUACUGAGACCUUCUCCCUGGCGGUCGAGAGGAACCUGGCUCCUUUCUUCAAGGCCUGGGGCUGGCCCAUUGAGCCCGCUACAGAGGAAAAGCUCUCUAACAUGCCGGUGUGGAGCGACCACCCUAUGGCCCAGUAUGGCUGACCUAUAGGGGAGGUCACCCCCUUAUAUUGGGGGUCAGAGGUCACAGGUCAGGGAUUGCUGGUGAAGGGUAGGUACUGUUUGGUGACGGGUUAAGGUAAAGGAGUGGUGACUAGGAGAUUGCUGGCCUGGUGUAGAAAUGCUACUGCAAGAAUCAUGGUUGCGUCUGUUGUGCAAAGAAAUAAUUAAUUAUAACGUUUUUUGAGGUCGUCACAAAGGGCUUGCUGAGGAGAUUGGGUCUAUUCUUGGCUAUAAAUGCAAUUGUAUAUUCUAGUGCACUUCAGAAGAGUCCGCGCAAGUGCCUUAUUCAUCAUAAGUCGGAUGUUUUACAGGGUUUAUUUCAUUCCAAAUGUAGUUAUGUGCCCAAUAAAGCACCUUAUUCUGAA
Salvelinus fontinalis (brook trout) is the source of this 3147-nucleotide messenger RNA. RefSeq names its product TRPM8 channel-associated factor homolog. The coding region runs from base 17 to 2764 and encodes 915 amino acids. NCBI's taxonomy places the organism in Eukaryota, Metazoa, Chordata, Actinopteri, Salmoniformes, Salmonidae. The record is from RefSeq and is a predicted model, not a curated record. The transcript has 7 exons.